Homarus americanus (American lobster) is the source of this 4270-nucleotide messenger RNA. Its product is annotated as T-box transcription factor TBX20-like. Gene Ontology annotation, molecular function: DNA-binding transcription factor activity, RNA polymerase II-specific; RNA polymerase II cis-regulatory region sequence-specific DNA binding. NCBI's taxonomy places the organism in Eukaryota, Metazoa, Arthropoda, Malacostraca, Decapoda, Nephropidae. Gene Ontology annotation, cellular component: nucleus. The record is from RefSeq and is a predicted model, not a curated record. Gene Ontology annotation, biological process: regulation of transcription by RNA polymerase II; positive regulation of DNA-templated transcription; heart development.
UGUACAGCGGGUGGACACUUCAACCUGAGUUGUUGGCAGCUAAUUAGUGGAAUAUGAGGUGCCAGUGAUGUACCAAUCUAGUAGUUGUGACUUAACAUCGUAUCCCUCAGUGUAGCGAAGGAGCCCAAGUUCUCACAAACCAAUGCGCCAGAAGCAGACGAAUAACUUACAUUUUUGACUGGAUACGCUAGACUGCGCAGGUGCAAUACAGGAAAUUUGCCCUCGCAUAAACAAUCUACUUCUCGUGCGGAAAAAAAAGUCUACGGCCUGCCGCUUGAGGGGUGAAGAGAGCUGACACCAAAGCCAUCAGCCCCUCAUAUGCGAGGGUCAGCUGGGAGAGGCUGACGACUGAAGCAAGAGCAGCGACCAUCUGCCCUGCAGCACCCCGGACACCACCUGCACGGGGCCCAUCUGUGGGCGUCGGCGGGCACGCGAGGACCUUGUGGGCGUGUUCGGGCGUGCUUCCUGCGUCAGUGAUGCUUGCGGGAGGUCUCGAAGAAGCCAUGUCUGGGUGUAAGCCGCGCGCCACCGACUUCUCUAUUGCGGCUAUCAUGUCCCGAGGGUCGGCGGCGGCGGCGGCAGCAGCGGCGGCAUCUGGGCUGCGACACGCCACCUCCCCCGGCCUUCCCCCUCUAGAGAAACUCACGGAGACGAGCAUCAAGUCUGAGGACGAGCUGGAUGAUGGAGCCGACAUCGAAGCUGAAGAUAUCGACAUCGACGUGGUCUCUGACAAGGAUGACUGUGAUCUCGACAGUACCAAAGACCCACUCGACCGCCCUGGUUCUAAGUCUCCUGAAUCGACCUCCUCCGACUCUCACUCCAACCACAAGACGGACAAAGCCUCCAAGUUGGAGAUGAAGACCAAGGGUAAUUGUCCUGAGCUGGAGAGCAUCGAUUGCCACUUGGAGACGAAAGAGCUCUGGGAGAAGUUUUUUGAGCUCGGUACAGAAAUGAUCAUCACUAAAACUGGAAGGCGUAUGUUCCCCACAGUCAGGGCGUCCUUCACGGGACUUAAGUCUGAGCAUAGAUACGCGGUGCUCCUCGACAUUGUUCCCGUCGAUAACAAACGCUACAGAUACGCGUACCAUCGGUCGUCAUGGCUGGUGGCAGGUAAGGCUGACCCACCACCACCUUACCGCCUCUACGCCCACCCCGACUGUCCUUACUCCGGCGACCAACUCAAGAAGCAGAUCGUGUCUUUUGAGAAGGUCAAACUCACCAACAACGAGAUGGACAAACAUGGCCAGAUCGUGUUGAACUCUAUGCACCGGUACCAGCCGAGGAUCCACUUGGUACGCCUAAAGGAAGGCUUCUCUGGACCCAUCAAUGACUUGGAUCAGGAGGACCAUCGUACCUACAUCUUCCCCCAGACCGUCUUUACCGCCGUCACCGCUUACCAGAACCAACUCAUCACCAAACUCAAGAUCGACAGUAAUCCCUUCGCUAAAGGCUUCAGAGACUCAUCAAGGCUCACAGACUUCGAGAGGGACACGAUGGAGUCCAUGUUGGUGGACCCGCGAUACCUGGGGGCGCCGCUAAGAGGGUACAUGGAGCUUGACGCCGAGAACAACAACCUCUUGGAGAAGGCUCGAGCCCAGCUUAUGUGGGACCGCCUCGCAGCCAUCACCGCCCCGCCCGGAGCCUCAGGGACUGCCCCGCAAGUAGCAGCCGCUGCCGCAGCCGCAGCAGCAGGGCUCUUGCCACAUUCUAUGCCGCAGUUAUACACCCUCAACCCCUCUCGAGGCAACCCGUCCCCGCUACCGCUACCUGCACACUUGUGGACUCAGUGGACAGCACUACACGGCCUAGGCCACCCUAACCCGGCACUCUCACCUCACCUCCUCACCUCGACUGCCAGCCACCUCGCCCACUCGGCCCUCUCUGCUGCGCCUUCAUCGUCUUCUGCAUCGGUGUCUCAAGCGGCGGCGGCGGCAGCCCUAACGCGGCCGCUCUUCCCAACGCCACUUAACCUCCACCGCUACUCCCCGUACUUCCUGCCCAAGACCUCACCCUCAGACCCUCGAGACCACACCCUGCCAGACCAUCAGUCCUAGAGACCACUUCACCUCUAGGCGUGUGUGAUGGACGGGCCGCGGGCGUCCUCAAGAGUCAUCAGUGCCUAAGGAAACUUAGCUAUCUGACGUGACAGUGUCGAGGACCUCAACUAACCCCAAAGAUGCCGAGUUCAGUCACAUCGAGAAGCCGCUCCUUCUUCCCGCCCCUUCUGUUCCCUGUCUGUGUUAGGUGAAGGUCGGUGUGAAGAGCCUCCACGGUGUUUGUGUUAGGUGAAGGUCGGUGUGAAGAGCCUCCACGGUGUCUGUGUUAGGUGAAGGUCGGUGUGAAGAGCCUCCACGGUGUCUGUGUUAGGUGAAGGUCGGUGUGAAGAGCCUCCACGGUGUCUGUGUUAAGUGAAGGUCGGUGUGAAGAGCCUCCACGGUGUCUGUGUUAGGUGAAGGUCGGUGUGAAGAGCCUCCACGGUGUCUGUGUUAAGUGAAGGUCGGUGUGAAGAGCCUCCACGGUGUCUGUGUUAAUGAAGGUCGGUGUGAAGAGCCUCCACGGUGUCUGUGUUAGGUGAAGGUCGGUGUAAGGAGCCUCCACGGUGUCUGUGCUAAGUGAAGGUCGGUGUGAAGAGCCUCCACGGUGUCUGUGGCAAAGAAUGACAUAACACAUUCAGUACCACAAAGACUUUUUGUUUUCAUGAGGUCAUGCAGUACAGGAUGAGUGAGCAUGUCGCUGGUAUUCCUGACUGAGCUUCUUGGCCUCGUGUAGAAGGUGUGAUGGUGGUGUGUGGUGCCGGAACUACUCGCUUCCUCCCUCACUCUGUACUGUGAAGUUACUGCAUCAGGGGAGAAAAAUGAACAGUGUCUUCACUUAGAAAGAGAAAUGACAACAAUGUUCUCUACAUCUUGUGGGUGGCGGAGGUGUGUGGCCGGGUAGUAUUAUAGUGGACCCUUAACCAGAGCAGCUAUGUCUGGACAGAGGACACAUCUAGAUAAUACGGACGUCUGACUAUGGCGGACGGACACACGUGGAUAUUACGGACGUCUAGAUAAAACGGACUCCUGGGUGAAGUUUAAUUCUAAAUGUGAUAAAAGUUUUAGACAAGAAGCGAGUGUUGAUGUUUGUGUAUAGAGAGACUACUAAAAGCUUCUUGAUGGGAGCUAUUCUCUCUGGGUGUCGCUGUGUACAACCCCCUCCCCCCUUACACACACACACCCCCUCCCUCACACCUGGCCCUUGAGCGGAGACAGUUGUUGGUUUUUCUCUGUAAACUAGCCAAGGUCUGGGUGAUAAUGAGGAUGGAGGAGGAGGAAAGUAAUGGUGUGGUCAAAACUAAUGGGCAUCUUAUACUUGAACGUGUUGAACUAACUAACAAACAAACAAACAAAUAAACAAACAAACACACCCUUAAGUGCUGUCCUGGAAUUAGGGACACUGAACUCAGGGUCAUUGACUCAGCCUAAAAUUGUGACAUAUCGUUAAAAAAAAAAUAAUUGUCCUUGGUGAAAAAUUAGAAACUAAUUUAUAUAUUUUUUUUUGUACUAUUUUGAGUAGAAUGAAAAUUAAACCAACUAUCUUGUAUGUAUAUUUUUUUUGUUUCUUUCACAACCCCUGAUUUAUAGAGGGACACUUUUUUUAAAUCUACUUCCUACUGUUGGUAUGUAAUUUUUUUUUAUAUAAAUCUGUUGUAAGUUAUUAAGUUACAAGCUUUAACUUGUUCAUAAGGAAGUGACUUAAAAGGUGUUGAACUGUAGAAGAACACACACUUGUUGUUAUGUGGUGAAAAGGACGUUUGCGUGUGUGUGUGUGUGUGUGUGUGUGUGUGUAGGAGACGAUUAAUGAUGUACAGUCCUCAAGAAGGUAUUUAACUAUAUAACGCCAACCUCUUCUCUUUAUGAUGUAAUUAAAAUCAGAACAACAAACACAUUAUAUAAUAUACAGUGAUGAAGAGAACAGAAUCUUUCACAAACUUUUAAGCCUUUGGUAAAAAACAUUUAUGAAAACACUGAUGAAAAACCAAAAACAAUUAAGCUUUAAAACCAUCUUGUGUGUGUGUGUGUGUGUGUGUGUGUGUGUGUGUGUGUGUGUGUGUGUAUGUGUGUGUGUGUGUGUGUGUGUGUGUGUGUGUGUGUGUGUGUGUGUGUGUGUGUGUGUGUGUGUCAAGAAGGAUCAAGCUAUCACCAAAAUUGUUUUAGAAAUGUUUGAUUAAAAAUAUCUAUCAUGUGGACGAAAAAAAAAAUAAAAGAAUAAAAACCCAAAAGACGAAGAA